UUUCACCGAUUUCUCCCUAAACACUCCAAACAACAACACCGCCGACAUGAACUUCUUCAAAACCGUCUUCUCCGACGAACCCGACCCGCCAUCACCCGGAUCGGACGACGAUCCCGCCCCGGAUGAGACGGAAUCGUCCGCCGCCACCACCACCACCGGCUCCGCAUGGAGCUUCGGCGGCCUGAUCCAAACUCUCGCAUCGAAAUCCGAGUCCGCCCUCGAGAACUACCGCCGCGAUCUCGAGGAAUUCAGCUCCGGCCUUAGGAAGGAGACGGCGGUGAUCCGCGAAGCCGCCUCACGUGCCGUCAAGGACCUCCCGGGCUCGCUCGAUGCCGGCGCUUCCGUCGCUCAGGAGUCGCUCGAGUCCGUUGGCCAAGCCAUCGACGACAUCGGUAGCACCGUUUGGAAAUCGACGGCGCAGAUCAUCUCUCAAGGUAGGGAAUCUCUCAUGGCUCCUGAUUUCGAUUCCGAUUCUUAUGAUUCAAGCAAUAGCGAUAGCGUUUACAGGAAACAAUUGAGUAGUGGUAGUGUUGGUCAGGGUUUGGAUUUGAAACGGUAUAGUAGGUUUGAUGCGCUGGUUCGUGCUCUUCAGAGUGAUGUGAAUACCUAUUUGGAGGAGCCUGAGGAUUUGGGGAAUUUCAAUGAGUGGAAAUUAGGGUUUGAAUUGGAUAAGAAGGGGGAAGAGAUUGAGAAUUUGAUUGAAGAGAAUGGGGUUGUUGAGAGGAUUUAUGGGGAGGUUGUUCCUAGUAGGAUUGAUCAUGAGAGUUUCUGGAGUAGGUAUUUUUACAAGUUCCAUAAGCUGAAGCAAGUUGAGGAUGCAAGGGCUAAGCUUGUGAAGCGCGCGAUUUCGGGGGAUGAAGAGGAGGAUUUGAGCUGGGAUUUUGAUGAUGAUGAUGAUGAUGAUGGGUAUGAGAUUAAGGGCAGUACCAGUGGGGUUUCUGAGCUGAAGGCGGAAAAUUCUGCUGAGGUUGCCACAGGGGGUGGUGGUGGUGGUGAGAAUGUUAAGGAUUUGGAGGUAGGAAAUGAUGAAAAGGGCGUUGCCGCUGAAUCUGAAACUGAUGGAGGUGAUAGGUUGGAGGAGGUGAAUAAUGAUCAGAAUGUGGUGUCUAAUGUUGUUGCAACUGGAAGUGACAGUGGGGAGAAGUUGGAUAUCAAAAAUGAAGUGAAAGAGGUAUCGGAAGUGAAGGCAGAUCAUGAUAACAGUGAGUCUUCUUGCAAAGACAGUGAUAUUUCAAUUGUUUCAACCCAGCCUUCAAUGCCUGGGGAAGAGGACAUCGGCUGGGAUGAAAUUGAAGAUGUUGAAAGCAAUGAUGACAAUAAAGGGGGAGUGGAUGCUGUUGAGUCCAGUACUAGUGUUGAUUUGCGGAAGAGGUUGAGUGCGGCGGAAGAAGAUGAGGAUCUUAGUUGGGAUAUUGAAGAUGAUGAUGAUGAUGAGGCUGUCAAGUCAUGAGUAGCAGGUUGUGGGUUCAGGAUCAUUAGUGGUUCGAUUUAUAAACACAAAUUGAUUACAAACUGUAUAAUUCUUUUCUUGUAACUUGAUAAUGUAAAUAGGCUCUGUUUUUUUUUAUACAAGCUUCAGUGAUAAGGUGGUCACCACGCACCAGUUGAAAAUGAAGAUUAAGUUGUAAGCUCAAGUGGACUCCAUUGUGGAACGUUCUUCUUGCACCACGUUCAAUUGUAUCUUUUGGCAAGAAGGUUCAUGUUAUUUGCAAUUACUUUAUUGAUGGGAUUAAUUACAUAAUCAUGUCAUAAACUCAUAUGGAGUCAGCUUAUUAUAGAUUUAUCUGUUGCAGCA
Lotus japonicus is the source of this 1795-nucleotide messenger RNA. RefSeq lists its product as uncharacterized. Bases 47 to 1450 code for a protein of 467 amino acids. The record is from RefSeq and is a predicted model, not a curated record. NCBI's taxonomy places the organism in Eukaryota, Viridiplantae, Streptophyta, Magnoliopsida, Fabales, Fabaceae. The transcript has a single exon. Gene Ontology annotation, cellular component: cytoplasm.